AGCAGUUGCAUGCCACGCCUCUGCGUGAAGAAUGUCAGAGUCAGAUUGAAGCAAGUUGAAGGAACAUAUUUGUUGGCGAAGCACAAUUCCUUGGCGGAGAAGAAGGAACAGAGAAAAUGGCUUAUCAUAAUCAGUACCGACCACCUCAAUAUAACAGCGCGCCGCCAGAUCAAGGUUUUCUGUGGAAUAUAUUUCAGAGGGUUGACAAGGACAGAAGUGGUUCCAUAUCAGACACAGAGCUCCAGCAGGCGUUAUCGAACGGUACAUGGACGCCUUUCAAUCCAGUGACUGUCCGAUCUAUUAUUGCCAUGUUCGACAGGGACAACAAAGGAGGCGUGAACUUCAACGAGUUCGCCGGUGUGUGGAAGUACAUCACGGACUGGCAGAACAUCUUCCGCACAUACGACCGCGACAACUCGGGCUUUAUCGACAAAAACGAGCUCAAGCAGGCCCUCACUGGCUUCGGUGAGCAAAGUUACCGGCUAUCGGAUCAGUUUUACAACACACUCAUAGAGAAGUUUGACCGCCAGCGAAAGGGACAAGUGGCCUUCGAUGACUUCAUUCAGUGCUGUAUAGUACUACAGAGGUUGACCGACGUGUUCCGGCGGUAUGACACAGACCAGGAUGGCUGGAUCCAAGUGUCCUAUGAGCAGUACCUCUCAAUGGUAUUCAACAUCGUAUAGCACACAACGGGAGAGAGCGAGAGAGAGAGAGAGAGAGAGCGAGAGCGUAUACAUAAAACUGGACACAGUACGUGCCAAAAGGAAAAACAAAACACAGAGAUCCUCCACCAAUGGUCUUCCACAACAAGAUGACCAGAACACAUCACAUCUGGGUUAUGGGGUGGGAAAUAAGAACUUUUGAAAUCAAUCUGCUUGUAAGUGGUCACUGUAUUGUAUUUCUUAAUGUUGUUUGUCUUAACAAAACAAAAAAUCACAGACAUUUCUGAAAUGUCUGUAAGUCUGUGUUAAAAUGAAAAAAAAACAUACAUUGUAAAUACCAUCUUUAGAAUAUGUUCGCAUGCUUGUGUGACCUCCACAGUCAACGUCAAAAAAAAGCAUGAACUAAUAUUUUUCUGGAGGUAUACUUUUGCCGAAGCCAUGUUUACAAAGACAUACUGUGAAAGCAGGGUUGUGCUACGCCAUGGAAGACCUGCUUUUGACUUCACUGACAUGCCAGCUACGCCAUGUUUGUAAAGACUUCUAUUUUUAACCUGCAAAAGUACAGUAAGACAGCGUCAUAUUUUAGGUAGGGUGACCAUAAGGCUUUUUGUAUGGCUUAUUAUUUUGUGCAUGAUGCCUUAAAACUGUAAAAAGGUGCAAACAAAAAAGCUCUUUUAUUAAAAAAGUAAAACAUUUGGAAAGCCAUAUUAAAAAUAUCUUGUCUCCUUAUGUUAUUCAUUAUGUAUCAAAAUAUUAUAAAAAAAAAUAUGGUGAACACUAGGUUGUAAUGGAUAGAGGAAGAUUGUAUGGUCAUAUUAUUUAUAAAAUGACUGAUGUUGUAGGCCUUUUCAGUGUCUGUGACAAUGUCAUUGAUAAUUACAUUAUAAUUAUCACACUCUAAUGUCACUACUGAAAUGAUACAGGCCAUAACAUGUAGGCUACCAUUCUGUUAUAUGCAAUUACUCGACAAACUGUACAGAUAAAUGCAUAAGGGAUGGAUGUCUGUGAACCUAUUUAAAAAUGAUUGUUAAACCACAGCUCAACUUUGCCCUCAAGUGCAAGAUUUGAUAUUACACCCAAUAAAGCACAGAACCUUCGUUCCUAA
This is a messenger RNA of Alosa sapidissima (American shad), 1767 nucleotides long. It is a transcript of the gene pdcd6, whose product is annotated as programmed cell death 6. Bases 117 to 683 code for a protein of 188 amino acids. The record is from RefSeq and is a predicted model, not a curated record. The transcript is spliced from 6 exons. Lineage: Eukaryota; Metazoa; Chordata; Actinopteri; Clupeiformes; Clupeidae. Gene Ontology annotation, molecular function: calcium ion binding.